Podarcis muralis (Common wall lizard) is the source of this 2108-nucleotide messenger RNA. The record is from RefSeq and is a predicted model, not a curated record. NCBI's taxonomy places the organism in Eukaryota, Metazoa, Chordata, Lepidosauria, Squamata, Lacertidae.
AUUCCGCCCGGAUGCUGUUCCGUCAGACAAAUCCCGGACAUGUCCAGGAAAUUCUGGACUUAUAGCAGCCCUAAAUUACAACAAAGCCUUUGUGACAUUCCCUUGCAUGUUCAAAAUGGGCCUUGAGGGCUAGUGGCUGCCAAGCCUGCUCUCGAACGGAAACUUUGUCACCCGAGAUAUUUGAUUCCUCCAGUAUGCAAAUAAGGCAUGGUAAACAAAUGCUUCAUGGGAGCUUAGUUUUGUUGAGAGAUGAACAAGACCCCUCUGACUUUUCUCUGCUGCCCGCAUCCCUUGAAACAGUGUCCGAUGGGGUGUGUCUUCAACCUUGCGCCACGCAAGCCUUCGUUGGACAGAAGUGUUCAUUGUUCCCUCUCUUUGCAUAACAGGUAUCGGCUGGAAUUAACUUGUUUGUGACUCUGAAUGGGUUGAAAGGGAGGAACAUCUUAUUCUGGCACCUCUGUCCUCCCAGACCCCGGCUGUCACCCCCUCCCCCGUGGACACAUCUCUCAGCAAAAUAGGCAAAGCAUAGGUGGGAUUUGGCAAAAUAGACAAUUGAAACCCCAUUGCGUGCUAAUGUCCCAGACAGGGAUCUGAUGCAACAGAAGCCAGCCACACACUGGAGUCUUCUCUUGCUUGGGAGAAGAAGCAGGGGAAGAGGAGGAUUUAGGGAGAGAGGUUUUUUGCAAGGGGUCAAAAAAUAGGGCAAGGUUUGCAAAUCAGCCUGAAAGUCCUCUUGACAUUGCACAAACGGUGCAUUUGCUCCAGCUCUGCGCGUGUGAGGAAAGCCAAUGGAACAUCUAUUUGCCAGCCCAAGGUCAAAGCUUUGGUUAAUAUUUCUUCUUGCAGGUAAGGAAGAUCCAAACAGGCAAAGGAAUUGGCCACAGUAAUUCGGGUCAGAACCAUAGAAAAGUGGUCAGAGGAGCUUGCAAAGAUGAAAUGAAUGACUUUCCCUGCCUUUAUGCAAAUGUUGAUGCUGAAUUUCCACUUGAUGUUGUGGAUUUUCGCAAUGUUCCCGAGAUUCGUCAAGUAUUUGUUGUUUUUGUGGUUGACCUGGAAUGAAUCAAUCAUCCUGAGCUCCUUCGUCCCGAUGGCCCUGGGAGAAACAGAGAGGGCGAUUUCUGCCACGGACCAGAGUGGGAUCUUCACCACAAAGGAAACAUCACAAAUCUCCCAGUUUUACCGGCCAAAAUCUGCCACAAUAAGCCCCCCUGGAAACAUCAGCCAGCUGUUGGGUUCCAGUCUGACUCUCAUCUGUCGUGCUGAGGAUUCGGAUCCUAAUAUACAGUAUAGAUGGUAUUUCAACAACACCGAUGCAAACGUGACAAGCAGCAAUCUGACCAUUGAAUCAAUCUCCUGGAAAAACGAGGGGACCUAUGUCUGCUGCAUAUCCUACCCUCAAACAAAUGUCACAGCCUAUGCGACUGUAUCUCUGAGGAUAAAAACAGACAAUGAAACUUCUUCAGCUCAACCACAGCAUCCUCUGACGGUGUUUGUUGGCAUCGUGUUUGGGUUGGCGGCUGGGGUGACUUUGGUUGGCACCUUGCUAUGCUGUUUCUGUGUCCACAUUCGGAGGAAGAACCCGCCGCCGCCACCACCACCACCAAUUUCGACAAUCCCAUCCUUACCUAAGGACUUCUCUCGAUCCAUAAUGCUUGGUAGCAGAGCCAGAGAAACCAAGCCUGAGAACCCUGCUGAGCCCAGCACCAUCUACCAGGAGGUGCUGUGUGAUGACGGGGCUGUGUAUCAAGAACUGGAAGGGUGAUUUCUGAGUGCAGCAUCUCCUGUGUAGCAAUAAGGACUUACGAUAGCUUCUCCCAGCUGAACGUUUCUGCCUAGGUGCCUGUCAGCUGCAAACUCCCAGCCAGACCCUCCUUGAUAUACCUGCCUUAAAAACCCAGACUCUUCUCUAAAUAUAGUGCUUUAAAUACAUGGCAUGAAUGUGGCCUUAAUGUGCAUCCCUGCAGAUCAUUCUGAGGUAGAACUCUGAAUGGUUUAAUCUUCAAUGUGUUGCUGUUUUUACUUUAAAAGAAAAACGCAUUAGACUCUUUGUGCUUGUUUGCUUAAAUAUCAAAACGGUUGGAGAAAAUGCAUUAAAUAAUUUCACUGUU